This is a messenger RNA of Metarhizium album ARSEF 1941, 1086 nucleotides long. Its product is annotated as undecaprenyl diphosphate synthase family protein. The record is from RefSeq and is a predicted model, not a curated record. The coding region runs from base 1 to 1086 and encodes 361 amino acids. The transcript is spliced from 3 exons. Lineage: Eukaryota; Fungi; Ascomycota; Sordariomycetes; Hypocreales; Clavicipitaceae. Gene Ontology annotation, cellular component: lipid droplet; dehydrodolichyl diphosphate synthase complex; membrane. Gene Ontology annotation, molecular function: ditrans,polycis-polyprenyl diphosphate synthase [(2E,6E)-farnesyl diphosphate specific] activity.
AUGUCAGACGCCGUCUCCCUACUGCGCCGUCUGAUUCUCGAGUCCCCUCCUGGAGAAUGGGCACUGCGUCGUCUCCGAGAACUUCUGAUCGGGGCCCUGCGCCAGGGUCCGGUGCCGCAACAUGUGGCCUUUGAAAUGGACGGGAACCGGCGGUACGCCAGGAGUCACAGGAUGGAGACGAUCGAGGGGCACCAUCGCGGCUUCGAGGCUCUUGCCAGGAUCAUGGAAAUCUGCUACAAGUGCGGCGUCAAGGUCAUCACCGUCUAUGCCUUCAGCGUCGAGAACUACAACCGGCCCAAGCACGAGGUCGAAGGGCUCAUGCAGCUGGCCAAGGUCAAGCUGGAGCAGCUCACCACGUACGGCGACAUCCUGGACCGCUACGGCGCCUGCGUGCGCGUCCUCGGGCAGCGGGACAUGAUCCGCGAGGACGUCCUCCAGGUCGUCGAUAGAGCCGUCGCCAGGACCAAGCACAACGACAGAGCCGUCCUCAACAUCUGCUUCCCGUACACGUCGCGGGCCGAAAUCACCACUGCCAUCCGCAACACCGUCCAAGACUCCCUCAGCCCUUCGCCGCCCAAGAGCACCCCCUUCUCGCCCUCGCGCAUCCGCCAAAAGAUCCUGUCCACCCAGCUCGACGGCAAAGAGCCCCUCCCCACCAUCCCCGACGCCGACGACGACGUCGCCGACGAAUCCAACCUCGUGGACAUGGACGAAGACGCCGGCGACUCGUCGUCGACCACGCUGCCCCCGGACUCGCCCUCGCCCAGCCUCCGCUCCUCCUCGACCAAGCACCUCCCCAGUCCAGAGUCCAUCACCACCGACACCCUCAACGAGCACAUGUACACGGCUGCCGACCCGCCGCUGGAGCUCUUCGUGCGGACCAGCGGCGUCGAGCGCCUCAGCGACUUCAUGCUCUGGCAGUGCCACCAGGACACGCAGAUCGUCUUCAUCGACUGUCUGUGGCCAGACUUUGAUCUCCAGCACUUCAUCUGGGUCAUGUUGGAGUGGCAGUGGCGGCGGAAGCAAAACGAGAGGGACGAGACGAGCACCCUGGUCAAGGCCAAGAGCCGACGCCUGGUAGAAUAA